AUGUCAAAUGCAGGAAUGAAAGUUCAUUACAACAUAAACCCUCAUUGCAGAGAAAUGUAAUGUAGCGAUUCAACAGUGAAGCUAUUUUAUAAUAAACCUCACGGUGCAGGUUGACAUGAAGAUUUAGUGCUUUUAAAUGUUUCUCUGUGUGCGACUGACUGACUGUGUGUGUGUGUGUGUGUUUCAUUUGAAUGUGUACAUUGUGAAAUAAUGUGGACGUUUUCUGUGCCUAUGAUUUCCAUAAAUAAAGAGAUGGAGUGUGUUGUUGCUUGCCUUUCAUUUGCUUGUGUCAAUACAUUGUGUGCAUUCAGAAACAUACAGACUCUCAGUCUCUGCCACAUUCAAAUGAACACACUUCCAGAGAAUUACAGCAACAAAGACUAACACAGAGAAAAAUAUCAUAAAACACAUGAAUGAGGAAGAAAAAUGAAACAGUCUUUUGUUUAGAGUAAUAAAUGAUGUGAUGCUGAAUGAGGGAUGAGAGCAGAUAUAAUAAUCACACAGUUUGAAGCUGCAAACAGAAACAUAAGACUCAGGACAGAAACACACGACCUCUGAAAAAUGGAUCAAACUCUAUAUUUCAUUCUUCUUCUCAUUGCUCUAUGCUCUGUAUCUAAAUGUGUUCAGCGUCAGUAUCACUUUAUAAAUGAGAAGAAGACCUGGACUGAAGCUCAGAGAUACUGCAGAGAGAAAUACACAGAUCUGGCCACCGCUGACGACAUGAACGACAUGAAGGAGCUGAACAAGAGUGUGACUGAUAGAAGUGUUCAGUAUGUCUGGAUUGGGCUGCAGAAGACGGGUCGUGAUAAAUGGCAGUGGUCUUCAGGUGAACCUGCGCUCUAUCUGAACUGGGCUACUGGACAACCAGAAGGCAGAGAUGAUUGUGCUGGGAUGAGAAAUGGACAAUGGAAUUAUUUGAGAUGUACUGAUAACCGAUAUUUCAUCUGCUACAACACGAACACAGGACUGGUCCUUGUCAAUCAGCUGAAGAGUUGGAGAGAUGCUCAGAGUUACUGCAGACAGAAUCACACUGAUCUGGUCAGUAUGAGGAACCAGAAUGAGAAUCAACAGGUUCAGAAGAUCAUCAGUGAUAAUAACUCAACUAGAUCAUGGAUCUGGAUCGGUCUGUUCAGAGACUCAUGGCAGUGGUCAGAUCAGAGUAACUCCUCAUUCAGAUACUGGAUGUCUGGUGAACCUAAUAAUCAAGGAGGUGAUGACAACUGUACAGUGAUUGAUCCGAAUGCUCAGGGACAAUGGAAUGACAUCCGUUGCAUCAACCAGUAUCCUUUUGUGUGUCAUGAAGAUAAACUGAUUCUGAUCAAGGAGAAUCUGACGUGGUCUGAAGCUCUGAGAUACUGCAGACAGAAUCAUGUGGAUCUGGUCUCGGUUCAUUCAGAAGAGAUUCAGCGUCGUGUGAUGAACGUGGUUAAACGAGCGUCUACUGCGGAGGUGUGGUUGGGUUUACACAACUACUGCAUCAUGAACAUAUGGCUCUGGCUGAGUGGAGAGGUCGUGUGCUAUCAGAACUGGGCUCCAGGGAACGGGAUGACACCCGAAAACUGCAAACUGGAGAACAGAAAAGGAGCAGUUCAGUCUGGAGGAGAUCAGCGCUGGAUCAGCCUUCCUGAAUCUCACAAACUCAACUUCAUCUGCAGCAGAAAUUAAGAGCUAAUGUGUUUACUUACAUUAACAGUUUUUAUAGGCCACUUCAUUAUCUUUCUGAUUUACUUUUAUGUUUGUUUUGUUAUUUAGUAAGUUCUGAGUGAAUCUGCUUAUUGGGUUUUAAAAGUAGGGUUUUAUUUCUGCAUUAUAAAAUAUGUCUUUUGAGAAAUUUUUUGUAUAUCUGGUGUGGUUAUGACUAUGUUUUGCACUUAAUAUCUUUUGAACACAAACACAUGAUAACAGAAUAUCAGCUCAAAUAAACUCAUCUACAGCCAGUAUUGUCUCCUAUUUCCCCUCAACAUCACAUUAAACUGUAAAUUAUAUGUGGGCCAGGUUCAGCUGAUCCCCAUCCACCAAUGGGAAUACGACACCUACCUAAGCAUCCAUAUAUAAGGUCCCUCAGUAUUAUCAGCAGUUUUCGCAUUGCUCAAUAGCUAAUUAAACUGCGAAUUUGGCAGGCAAAAUACCAUCAUCACAAGGAACCAGGAAUUUAGCGAGUGGAAUUCGUUUCCCCAAUGGUCUCACCUCCGAUUCAUUCAAGUUUGUUAUCUUGAACACGUGAAUUCACCGCAUUGAUCAUAAGUUGCCUGAUUCGGAAGUGACUGAGUUAUCAUUACUUCAUGCAUCACUACAUUAUUGAAAUGGACUCCACGA
Cyprinus carpio (common carp) is the source of this 2316-nucleotide messenger RNA. RefSeq names its product macrophage mannose receptor 1-like. Lineage: Eukaryota; Metazoa; Chordata; Actinopteri; Cypriniformes; Cyprinidae. The record is from RefSeq and is a predicted model, not a curated record.